Molecule: messenger RNA, 2361 nt
Organism: Vollenhovia emeryi
Lineage: Eukaryota; Metazoa; Arthropoda; Insecta; Hymenoptera; Formicidae
Gene: Dbp80
Product: DEAD-box helicase Dbp80
Exons: 9
Coding region: 111-1580 (489 amino acids)
Biological process (GO): poly(A)+ mRNA export from nucleus
Cellular component (GO): nucleus; cytoplasmic stress granule
Molecular function (GO): ATP binding; RNA binding; RNA helicase activity
Source: RefSeq, a predicted model, not a curated record
AGCUGGCCGCCAUAUUGGCGUCAUUUCGAGCACGCUUUAUUCCACGAGUGUCCCGACCUGUGUAUAAGACCGUGCUUCAGACCGUGGUACUGACCAAGUGGUCGGCAGACAUGGCUUCGACCAAGGUCGACUGGGGGCAGUACGCCGAUGAACAGGACAAAUUAGCGUCGAAGGUGACGAGUUUGAACCUAGACAAACCGAACUCGACGGCUGUUCCGGAUAAAGCGAACUCUGCGUCCGUCCCGUCUGCGAAAGAUGGAGACCAGAGGAGCGACGACGACAAGUCGGAGGAGGAGCAGAUCUCGCCGGCGGAGAAGUCGCUCCUGCAGAAGAUCAUAAGGAAAGGAUUGGUCGAGACGACAAAGGAUAUAGAGAUUCAGAGGAAGGACCCGAAUUCUCCGUUAUACAGUGUCAAGACAUUCGAUGCGCUUCACCUCAAGCCUGCCUUGUUGAAAGGUGUCUACGCCAUGGGAUUCAACGCACCCUCGAGAAUUCAAGAAACCGCUCUGCCCACCUUACUCGCUGACCCGCCGCAGAACAUGAUCGCGCAAUCCCAGUCUGGCACAGGCAAGACGGCCGCGUUUGUGCUCGCCAUGUUGAGUCGGGUGGACCCCACAAAGGACUACCCGCAGGUACUUUGUUUAUCGCCGACUUACGAGCUGGCGAUCCAAACUGGUGAGGUAGCGGCGAAGAUGUCACGCUUCUGCCCUGAGAUCAAGAUAAAAUACGCCGUGAGAGGGGAAGAGAUAAGCCGAGGUUCAAAGAUCACCGACCAUAUCAUCAUAGGAACCCCGGGCAAAGUCCUUGAUUGGGGACAGAAGUUCAAGUUUUUCAAUCUGAGCAAAAUAUCAGUCUUCGUACUGGACGAGGCGGACGUAAUGAUAGCGACUCAGGGCCAUCAGGAUCAGUGUAUCCGGAUUCAUAAGUUACUGCCAAGAACGUGUCAGAUGAUGUUUUUCUCGGCGACCUACGAACCUGAGGUCAUGAAUUUCGCCGAAAUAAUAGUUAGUAAUCCGCUGAUCAUUCGCCUAUUAAGAGAGGAAGAGAGUUUAGAUAACAUUAAACAGUACUAUAUCAAAUGCCAAAACUUGGACGAGAAAUACACGGCUCUCACCAAUAUCUAUGGCGUGAUCACUAUUGGACAGGCGAUUAUUUUCUGUCACACCAAGAGUACAGCCAGCUGGUUGGCAGAGAAAAUGACGAAGGACGGGCACGCGGUAGCAAUAUUGUCCGGUGACUUAACAGUGGACCAAAGGAUUUCUGUGCUGGAUAGAUUCAGAGCGGGACUCGAGAAGGUUCUCGUCACUACGAAUGUCUUAGCUAGAGGCAUCGAUGUGGAACAGGUGACGAUAGUGGUUAACUUCGAUUUGCCGAUGGACCAAAAGAAGCAGGCGGACUGCGAGACGUACCUGCACAGAAUCGGGAGAACGGGACGAUUCGGCAAGUCGGGGAUCGCCAUCAAUCUAAUCGACUCGCCGAAAGCGAUGCAAUUGUGCAGAGACAUAGAGAAACACUUCGGCAAGAAGAUCCACUAUCUUGAUGCGGAGGACGCGGACGAGAUUGAGAAAAUCGGAGCUUAGGCUAAUAUUAUGCUUUUUAUUACGAAUGUAUCUAGGCUUUAAUGUAAUAUUUUUUAAAGCGGACUUCUCUCUUUGUAUCUUGAAUAUAAAAUGGGAUAUUUUUUUUUCCAACCAUGCGACUAGGCUAAGCAAUCGCUCUUCUUUUGUUUCAUACUUUUCUUUCUUUCGCGGUUAUAUUUUGUACGUUUCUUCCGAUCUACACAAGGCGCGCUUUAAGAUUGGAAGUACUUUUAUCGCAUGUAUCGAGUGCGCGCGUACACUUGUAAGAUACACCGAUCUGUCAGGCCAUAUUGGUAUUUUAUUUCACCCCGAGUUUUGUCUUUCGAGAGAAGAUAGCCGAGUUUUUUUUCCGAUUGUAUAAUUUUAUUUAUAAUCAAAACUACUUUAUGUACUUGACAUUAUAACACGAUUCACGCCAAUAGAUUAUAUUAGAAAUUAAAACGGGAGUAUUUUAUGUAUGUUAAUAUGCAAAACAAACCGAAGAACGUAACUGGGAGGACCUUUUUUUAUAUCUUUUAAAAUGUUUAUAGUAUCAAAAAAAGAACAAGUUCAAAAAUUUACGAACGUGCUCUGAAAGUAUAAAUAUCUGAUGGAUAUUUAAAGGCGAUUACGGUGGAAUAGGCCUCGAAUGAGAUGGAUGACAGAUUCUCUGUAUUAUAAAUUAAAAGAUUGCUUUGGCAUAUUUAUGUCUUCAUUGCGUUUAAAAAGAAUGUAACAAUUAAUGAUGAAGUAACACUAUAUAUAUUUAUAUCUAUUCUAAAUAAAACUUAUCUCUCUGUAC